Messenger RNA from Chanos chanos (milkfish), 2202 nucleotides. RefSeq names its product cytoplasmic polyadenylation element binding protein 4a (gene cpeb4a). Gene Ontology annotation, cellular component: cytoplasm; nucleus; neuron projection. The coding region runs from base 1 to 2202 and encodes 733 amino acids. The record is from RefSeq and is a predicted model, not a curated record. Gene Ontology annotation, molecular function: translation factor activity, RNA binding; ribosome binding; mRNA regulatory element binding translation repressor activity. Gene Ontology annotation, biological process: negative regulation of cytoplasmic translation. The transcript has 10 exons. NCBI's taxonomy places the organism in Eukaryota, Metazoa, Chordata, Actinopteri, Gonorynchiformes, Chanidae.
AUGGGGGAUUACGGGUUUGGAGUCUUGGUUAAAAACAACAGUGCCAACAAGCCAGUCUUCCCAGUAAGAAUUCAUCCACACCUGCAACAUCCCACUCAUCAUCAAACAGCCCCUUCAAGUCCUCCUCCAUUUAUCAAUAACAACACAGCUACCAAUGGUGGAGGAGCAGGAUCUGCUUGGCUUUUUCCAUCUGGAACAACCCACUCUAACAUGCAAGAUGAAAUUUUGGAGUCAGAGAAGUCCAAGGCCCAGCAGCAACAGGAUGUUCCAGAUAUACAAGAGAAACAGCCACUCUCUCCAUCAGGCCACCAGGAACCACCAGGGAUCAUAUCAGAACUAGAAGGCACUCUCCCUGAGGACAGCCAGCUGGAGAAGGCAACCAUGGAAAAUGGGAGUGGUAAGGAGAGCCUGCGUCUGGAAUCUCCUGUGCUAUCAGGGUUUGACUACCAAGAGACACCUGGAAUAGGGACUCUGGCACAGUCUGGCAGUUCAUCUUCAUCUUCGCUCACUAGCUUCAACACUUGGUCUCCUGCUAUUCCAGCCAAUCCCUCUACCAUGAUCGAGGAGGUGGGCUUCUUCAGCCAGGCUGCCACAACUAACAAUGGACCGCCACCAAUGCUAUUCCAGAACAUCUCUCAUCAUACUAGUCCAGGUUUUGGAGGAAGCUUUUCUCAUCAGAUUGGGCCUCUCUCACAGCACCAUCCUCCCCCUCACCCUCACUUCCAGCAUCCCCAGCAUCAGCAGCACCGCAGGUCUCCAGCCAGCCCCCACCCACCACCUUUCUCACACCGCAAUGCUCCCUUUAACCAGCUGCCACAUCUGGGGAAUACUUUGAGCAAGCCUCCGUCCCCAUGGGGUAGCUAUCAAAGCCCCUCCUCCACACCUUCCUCCAGCUCCUGGAGUCAAAGUGGAGGUUAUGGAGGCUGGGGUGGCUCUCAGGGACGAGAGUACCGCCGGGGGCUGAAUGGCGGGAUGACGACCCUUAACUCCAUCUCCCCUCUGAAGAAGUCUUUCCUGAACAAUCAGAACCCUUUGCAGAAGUACCCCCGCAGCAAUGCAGCUUUUAACUCUAAACCUUGGAUGGAGGACAACAUCAACCGUAAUGACAGCAUUUUUCCAUUUCAGGAGCGCAGCCGGUCCUUAGAUGGGUUCAGCAUGCAUUCUCUGGAGAACUCUCUGAUUGACAUCAUGAGAGCUGAGCAGGAUUCCUUGAAAGGUCGUUUUGGCUUUCCUCAUCCUCCAGGGGAUGGAGCUUUGUCUGUAAACGCAAGGAAUUAUGGCAGGCGAAGAGGUCAUUCAUCCCUGUUCCCUAUGGAAGAUGAUAGGAGCUUUGGGGAGGAGGAAAGGUCAGAGCAGAGCCUGAGUGGACUUGGUUCCCCUCACUGUUUCCCCCACCAGAAUGGGGAACGUAUUGAGCGUUACUCUCGUAAGGUCUUCGUUGGGGGUCUCCCUCCAGAUAUCGAUGAAGAUGAGAUCACUGCCAGUUUCCGUCGAUUUGGACACUUGUUUGUAGACUGGCCUCACAAAGCAGAGAGCAAGUCUUACUUUCCACCCAAAGGAUAUGCUUUCCUCCUGUUCCAAGACGAGAGCUCUGUUCAGGCCCUGAUUGACGCCUGUAUAGAGGAAGAUGGAAAGCUGUACCUGUGUGUGUCCAGCCCUACAAUUAAAGACAAGCCAGUUCAGAUCCGUCCUUGGAAUCUUAAUGACAGUGACUUUGUGAUGGAUGGCUCCCAACCCCUCGAUCCCAGGAAGACCAUCUUUGUGGGGGGAGUUCCACGACCUCUGCGAGCAGUGGAACUGGCAAUGAUCAUGGACAGACUGUAUGGGGGUGUGUGUUAUGCUGGCAUUGACACGGAUCCAGAGCUGAAGUACCCAAAGGGAGCCGGACGGGUGGCCUUCUCCAACCAGCAGAGCUACAUUGCUGCCAUCAGCGCUCGGUUUGUGCAGCUGCAGCAUGGAGAGAUCGAUAAACGGGUGGAAGUGAAGCCAUAUGUUCUGGAUGACCAGCUAUGUGACGAGUGUCAGGGUACCAGAUGCGGGGGCAAGUUUGCCCCCUUCUUCUGUGCCAACGUCACAUGUCUCCAGUACUAUUGUGAAUAUUGCUGGGCAGCCAUUCAUUCCCGUGCUGGCAGGGAGUUCCACAAGCCUCUAGUCAAGGAGGGAGGAGAUCGCCCCCGCCAUAUCUCCUUCCGUUGGAACUAA